Molecule: messenger RNA, 657 nt
Organism: Laccaria bicolor S238N-H82
Lineage: Eukaryota; Fungi; Basidiomycota; Agaricomycetes; Agaricales; Hydnangiaceae
Exons: 9
Coding region: 1-657 (218 amino acids)
Source: RefSeq, a predicted model, not a curated record
AUGAGCCACAAAGGUGUUGUUGGAGUAGAGUUUGCAGUUGCAAUUGGCGAAAAUUUCAUUAUCAAGCAGUCUCCUCCAACGCCUGGACAAAUAGUUCGUCUGGCAGGUUCAAAGUCUUUCUACCCAAGGGCAAAGCACGAAUUCACUCAAUGUCCAAGGUCCUCGCUGGACGACUGUCAUGUUCAAACCCUUCCUAGCCAAGGGCAAAGUGCGAAAUUGCUCAGUGACCAAGGUUCCUUGCACAACGAGAAGGCCCAGUUGGCAAAUACACUAUGGGCCGCCCAUCCCGCGAUUCCCUGGGUCAUCAGAGUAGAGUUUCCAGUUGCAGCCUGCCCAGAUGGCGAGAAUUUCAUCAUCGAGCAAGCAGUCUUCUCCAACGCCUCGACAAAUAGGUCCUCUAGCGCCAUCGGAACACAUCAUGAAAGUCGUUCACCUGGCAGGUUCAGACCCUUCCCACCCAAGGGCAAAGCGCGAAUUUGCUCAAUGUCCAAGGUUCAAACCCAUCCUACAAAGGGCAAAGAGCGCAUUUGCUCAGUGUCCAAAGAUGAUGUAACCCCUUCAUUCUCACACAACGAGAAGGCCCAGUUGGCUAACCGUAUCGGCUGCCCCAUCCCGCGUAGAAAAGAGUGGCGCCCAGUAUCCAUCAGUAGACUGUAA